Triticum urartu is the source of this 846-nucleotide messenger RNA. NCBI's taxonomy places the organism in Eukaryota, Viridiplantae, Streptophyta, Magnoliopsida, Poales, Poaceae. The record is from RefSeq and is a predicted model, not a curated record.
AUACACCAAUCCAUUACCACCACAUGAUUAGGCCCAUUAAACUCAAUCCAAUCGCUAGCUUUGAUCUAAUCCAUUUUCUGUGUGCACUUAACAAUUUACAUUGACUGACUAUAGUCACAGAAGGGAAAAAAUUGAUCGCAAUCAUAUCCUAAUCUAUCUACCUGCACACGACUCAUGCAGCAGGAACCACACUGCCCGUCGACAGACGCGAGCAGCCACCCCGAUCCUCCUCUGGCGCACGCGAGAGAAGGCAGCUGCCCCCGUCGUUCCUCCUAUGAUCGACGCGACCGCGGGCGCCGCAACCUCCGCCCACAACGCCAAGGUCUCAGUUGUUUUGCGCCGCUGCCCAUGCCGCCACCGCGACCUGCUGCUCGGCGGCGUCCCUCUCCAUGCCCUCCGCCGACCACUCCGCCGCCGGCCAUGCCCGUGCAUCUCCAGGGUGCUGCGGGGAAUGUCACCGCUGCACGUCUGCAUAGCGUGGUGGCUGCGACGAGGCUGACUUUGCGGCUCAGCACAGCGUCCCGGAGCUCCUGCGCUCUCUCUCAGGAAUAAUGGCGUACGAGUAUAUAACAACGUUUGGCUGGGUUCCAGUGAGAGCACGGACAGGACCACCCCAACUCCUUGAUCAAUCCAUUUGUUAACGAAGUUAGCAAUGUUCAUGAGAAGAUGCAGCGUCACAAACAACUCAACAUUUAUCAUUGUAUAGUAUAGCUAGCAAAUCAUUGUAUAUUAUGAUUUAUACUUUUCUUCAUAUAUAAUACUACUAUCUUUGGGAAAGGUAGAAUAAUUGUUCCUCUCCAGUUGACAUGAUUGGCUGAAUUUCAAUAAAAGUCUUUUGGUUUGCAA